CAUGGCGACUAUAGAAGAAAUUGCACAUCAGAUUAUUGAACAACAAAUGGGAGAGAUUGUUACAGAGCAACAAAGUGGCCAGAAAAUCCAAAUCGUGACAGGACUUGAUCAUAAUACACAAGGCAAGCAGUUCAUUCUGACCAAUCACGAUGGCUCUACUCCAAGCAAAGUCAUACUGGCCAGGCAAGAUUCCACUCCAGGAAAAGUUUUUCUCACAACUCCAGAUGCAGCAGGAGUGAACCAGUUAUUUUUCACAACACCUGAUCUCUCUGCACAACACCUCCAACUCUUAACAGAUAAUUCUUCUCCAGAUCAAGGUCCAAAUAAGGUUUUUGAUCUUUGUGUAGUAUGUGGAGACAAAGCAUCAGGGCGUCAUUAUGGAGCAGUAACUUGUGAAGGUUGCAAAGGAUUCUUUAAAAGAAGCAUCCGAAAAAACUUAGUGUAUUCAUGUAGAGGAUCAAAAGACUGUAUUAUCAAUAAACACCAUCGAAACCGCUGUCAGUACUGCAGAUUACAGAGAUGUAUUGCAUUUGGAAUGAAACAAGACUCUGUUCAAUGUGAAAGAAAACCCAUUGAAGUAUCCAGAGAAAAAUCAUCGAAUUGUGCUGCAUCAACAGAAAAAAUCUAUAUUCGAAAAGACCUUCGAAGCCCACUAGCUGCAACUCCAACUUUUGUAACAGAUAGUGAUACAGCAAGGUCAGCAGGACUCUUAGAUUCGGGAAUGUUUGUGAACAUUCAUCAGUCUGGAGUAAAAACUGAGUCAACUAUGCUGAUGACACCAGAUAAGGUUGAAUCAUGUCAGGGAGAUUUGAGUACCUUGGCCAGUGUAGUUACAUCAUUAGCAAAUCUUGGAAAAACUAAAGAUCCUUCUCAAAAUAGUAAUGAAAUGCCUGUCAUUGAAAGCCUAAGCAAUGGUGAUACAUCUCUCUGUGAGUUCCCAGAAAUGCAAACAAAUGGUGAUGUUUCAAGGGCAUUUGACACUCUUGCAAAAGCACUGAAUCCUGGAGAGACCACACCCUGUCAGAGUUCAGAGGGCGUGGAAGGAAGUGUACACUUAAUUGCUGGAGAUGCAAGCAUAAAUUACAUCGAAAAGGAAGGGCCACUUCUCAGUGAUUCGCAUGUAGCUUUCAGGCUCACCAUGCCUUCUCCUAUGCCUGAGUACCUGAAUGUGCACUACAUUGGGGAGUCGGCCUCCAGAUUGCUGUUCUUAUCAAUGCACUGGGCACUUUCGAUUCCUUCUUUCCAAGCUCUAGGGCAAGAAAACAGCAUAUCAUUGGUGAAAGCUUAUUGGAAUGAGCUUUUUACUCUUGGUCUUGCUCAGUGCUGGCAAGUAAUGAAUGUGGCAACUAUAUUAGCAACAUUUGUCAAUUGUCUUCACAGUAGCCUUCAACAAGAUAAAAUGUCCACAGAAAAAAGAAAAUUAUUAAUGGAUCAUAUCUUCAAACUACAAGAGUUUUGUAACAGCAUGGUUAAACUCUGCAUUGAUGGAUAUGAAUAUGCCUACCUAAAGGCAAUAGUUCUCUUCAGUCCAGAUCAUCCAGGCCUAGAAAACAUGGAACAGAUUGAGAAAUUUCAGGAAAAGGCUUAUGUAGAAUUCCAAGAUUACAUAACCAAAACCUAUCCCGAUGACACCUACAGGUUAUCCAGAUUACUUCUCAGAUUGCCAGCUUUGAGAUUGAUGAAUGCUACAAUCACUGAAGAAUUAUUUUUCAAAGGUCUCAUUGGCAAUGUACGAAUUGACAGUGUCAUCCCACAUAUUUUAAAAAUGGAGCCUGCAGAUUAUAACUCUCAAAUAAUAGGUCAAGGCAUUUGAAAGCUGCGAACCUGUUUUAUCCCAAAACACAAGAAAACACCAAAUUCAAACGCAAACUUAAACACCAAAUGAACUCAUUUCUUCUAGAAUAUCUGGAAAUUUUCAUUUUAGGGAGUAACUAAAAUCCAAGAUA
Molecule: messenger RNA, 1946 nt
Organism: Elephantulus edwardii (Cape elephant shrew)
Lineage: Eukaryota; Metazoa; Chordata; Mammalia; Macroscelidea; Macroscelididae
Gene: NR2C1
Product: nuclear receptor subfamily 2, group C, member 1
Exons: 13
Coding region: 2-1813 (603 amino acids)
Biological process (GO): cell differentiation; anatomical structure development; negative regulation of transcription by RNA polymerase II
Molecular function (GO): zinc ion binding; nuclear receptor activity; RNA polymerase II cis-regulatory region sequence-specific DNA binding
Source: RefSeq, a predicted model, not a curated record